UGACUGCGAAAAGUCGACCGAGGAGUUAUUAAUUUUUCAAAUUAUAAUUUUGAAAGUUUCUUUACGGUAGAAAGUAUGGCUGCGGUCAAAAGGAAGAAGAAGGGAUUGAAGACAGCUCCUUUUGACAUCUAUAUUUACAUUGCUUGUACGGGAGAGAAGUUCUUGCUAAAAAAUGUUCACGCCGAGAUGAAGAUUCGGGAACUAAAAUGUUACGCAGAACUUGUUGUGGGAAUACCUUACAACUUGCAACGUUUACAGUAUCUUGAUGAAGGAGAUAUGCUAGAUGAUUCAGAUUUAAGACACAACGAUGUCGUAGCAGGAGCCACGAUUAAUUUGAAACUAUGGAGAAUGUGGGAUACACUGGUUGCUGCCGUGUGUAGAGGUUCAAUAGAUCAAGUUCUAAACGAAGGAGUUGUGGUCGAGAAGGGGUGGGAAUCUUUAGAUCCCCUGACUUACAGAAACAAGGUUGCUCUUGCCAAGGAUAGAGCUUCAGUUGCACUUUUUAUUGCUGCCCAUCGUGGCAGAAUUAACUUGAUAAAAAGUUUGAUAGAUAAUGGAGAAGCUGAUGUAAAUAUGAAGACACCGUUUGGACGCACGCCGCUGCAUGCUGCAUCCUCUCAAGGACAUUCGAACACGAUCGAUCUGAUGCUCGAAAAAGGAGCAUCUAUGGACGAAAUUGAUGUUCAAGGCAAAUCUGCCCUGAUGAUAGCGAGUCAGUGGGGCUUCAAGGAUAGCGAGAGACAUUUAUUUUUAUUUCAAUGGCAGACAAGAGCGGCCAAAACCAAGCAUAGGAGAGCGAGUAAAUCUCUUAUGAUGCAUCAACAAUUCGACUCCUCUUUUCCAACGUGGUUGAAAGGGAAAUAUUCACAAGUGUACUUUUGUCAAACUCUGCCUCCAGGAGAGUUUGCCGGGACCGGGAUCAGUGCUCCAAGGAGAAGACCAGUGGGAGAAGCUAACCAACUACGAGAUUCCUUCUUUGAACAAUCUUCCUCUGAUCUUCUCGAACACCAGUUGCCUCCGAUUGAAGGAGGGAUGGGAAUCGAUGGUGCAAGAUACAGCUUGGGAGGGAAGCCAGUGCUUCCACACAUAAGGUCCAAGGAGAGACUUGCAAGCAGUAAAUCACGAGACAGUUCCAAGUCUGCAACAUUUGAUGAGUGGCUAGAGGACAAAAAGUCCAAGAAACAGCAACAACAAAAGAAGGAAAAAGAGGCAAGACAAAGGAAAGAGAUGGAAUUAGAAAGCAAAAGACAAUCAAGGAUGGCAGGCAAAAGCUUUGAAGACUGGAAAAACUCAAAAUCACAACAAAAGCAAGAGCUACCAGGCAUUGAAAAAAGAAGAGAUGAUAUAGUACGAGAAGAACCAGGGCGCCAAUACAGUCUGACUUUUGAACGUUGGUUAAGCAAAACAGGAACCUUAGAUCUUCACAGUCUCAGCAGCUGAACAUAAAUUGAAACCAACUGUUACACAUUGAUGCACAUCAAGCAUCAAGGGGGAUCUACUGAUGAAUUUGUAAUUGAUUCAUUAACCCUUUAACUCCCACGAGUGACCAAGACAUAAUUUCUCCUUACAAUAUCAAUACAAUAUUAACCAGAUAAUUAAUGAGAAUAAAGAAAAUAUCAAUUUGGAGAUAAUUAGUUGAUUCAAUACUAAAUUCUCUGAACUAACAUGAUAAGAAUUGUAUGAUUGAUGGUAAGAACAACAAAUUUGAUCUGGGAGUUAAAGGGUUAACAGCAAAUUCUAACAUUGAAUCCAUCAAUGAAAAUGUUAUGCCACUAACAAAUUAAAAAUGCAUCCUCGUAAGAUCACUAUUAUUUUUA
This is a messenger RNA of Pocillopora verrucosa, 1817 nucleotides long. Its product is annotated as ankyrin repeat domain-containing protein 60. Gene Ontology annotation, molecular function: protein binding. Lineage: Eukaryota; Metazoa; Cnidaria; Anthozoa; Scleractinia; Pocilloporidae. The record is from RefSeq and is a predicted model, not a curated record.